UCAUCAUCAUCAUUAUUGUGAAUCAUAAUCGAUCACCGAACAUCUUUAUUUGUUGUUUUUGGAACCAGAGCUGUUGCUGAUACGUUCGUCGUUGUGGUGGAUACAACCAAUCAACAGUGGUUUUUGCCCUUUGAUACCUUUAACUUCAAUCUAAUCAUCAUUUAAUUAAUUGGUCUCAGACCUGUGCACCCAAAAAAAACCGAUAUCCAACAAGUGAAAAAACAUUCCACCAAACAUCUUUUUGGCACUUUGGUUCCUGGAAUUCUUCGACUGGAAUUGAUCAUUAAUCAAUCAAUCAAAAAAAAUGGCGAAUAUGUUAAAUGUACAGGAGAUCCGUCGUAACGUGAUCAAUGUAGUGAAAAAUUAUUCCGAUGCACAGGUUAAAGUAAGAAAAGCAACAUCAAAUGAACCAUGGGGACCAUCAGCAACAUUGAUGGCCGAAAUUGCUGAUCUUACUUAUAAUGUUGUUGCAUUUUCGGAAAUAAUGCAAAUAAUUUGGAAACGUUUAAAUGAUCAUGGUAAAAAUUGGCGUCAUGUUUAUAAAGCAUUAUUAUUGUUGGAAUAUUUAAUUAAAACUGGCUCGGAAAAAGUUGCCCAACAAUGUCGUGACAAUUUAUUUGCCAUCCAAACAUUAAAAGAUUUUCAAUAUGUUGAAGAUAAUAAAGAUCAAGGUUUAAGCAUACGUGAAAAAAGUAAAUUAUUAGUUAAUUUACUUAAAGAUGAAGAAAAAUUAAAAGUCGAAAGAUCAAGAGCAUUGAAAGCAAAGGAAAGAUUUUCACAAUCAAUGUCUUAUAUGGGUGAACGUAGUGGUGGUAUAAGUGGUGAUAAUGCUGGUGGUGAACAAACUUUUCGGGCAUCAACAAGUUUUCCCGAAUCACUAUCACAAAGUGAAGCUGCAGCUCGUGCUUUGAAUUCAGAAUUGGAAUCAGCAAGACCACAAACUGCAGGUGAAGAAAAAUUACAAUUAGAAUUAGCAUUAGCAAUGAGUAAGGAAGAAGCUGAACAAGAAGAACGCUUACGAAAAAAUGAUGAUCUUCGGCUAAAAUUAGCAUUGGAAGAAAGUGAAAAAAAUCGAAUGAAAUCUGGCGAAGCCGGUGGUGAAUUUCCUCAUAAAUCAGCUGUUGAUGAAUUGCUUAGUCUUGCAACUGGUCCAAGUACUAGUUGUGAUCCAUGGUCUUCGACACCAACACCGGUGGCUACCACCACCAACACCGCAUCUUUAUCGCAGUCAUCUACAUUAGCUGCUGCCUCGUUGUUGCCUUCACCUCCGAUCAAUAACAAAAGUCAUAGGAUUACAAAUCAUCAUCAUAAUCAUAAUGAUCCUUGGUCAACACCACCACCGACCACUUCGAAUUCAAUGGAUUUUGAUGCAAUCAAACCAUCGUCGACCACCAGUUCGGCUUUUGAUGAUCCUUGGGCUGCGCCAUCUUCGGCUGCUGUUCCAUCGGCACCAAUUAUUGCUUCUAAUGAUCCGUGGUCAUUAAAUAGUACUACUGGUGAUGGUACGAAUGUAGCCCAAAAUGAUCCUUGGAAUUUGUCUUCAUCGGUCACAAAUGAUAAAAAAUCAUCAUUCGAAGAUGUGUUAUCUGAACCAGUAAAACAAUCGAUGUCAAAUGUUUCAACAAAUCCGGUACGUCGUACUCCUGAAAGUUUUCUUGGUCCAAAUUCUAACCUGGUUAAUUUGGAUGCAUUGGUUAGCAGUAAUAAAGUGCAGAAUUCUACAUCACCGAACAACAAUCCAUUUGCAUCGGUUUUACCACCACAACCCGUAAUUAAUCCAUUUCAGGCUAAUAAACCAUCACAACCGACAAUUAAUGAAUUACGUGCGCAAACACAACAAGGUGGUAUGUUGAUUGGUGGUUCAUCACCUAUUCUUAUAUCGUCGUCAUCAUUAUCAUCAUCGCCACCAUCGAUGUUUCAACAGCAGGCCACACCAUCAUUGUAUCCACAAUUGCCCACAUUAUCAUCAUCAUUGACAACGACCAACAGCAGCGGCAUCAAUGGCCAACAAAAUUCUGUUUGGGGCAAUUCUUCAUCAGUCCAAUCAUCUGCCUUUACAUUAUCAUCACCAAACAAUCCGUUUGCAAUGUGAUUCACGAUGUUUUCACCACCAAUCAACCAAUCUAAUAACGAAAAACAUACACCUUUCUCUUUCUCUUGUCAGGCAUUUUUUUCCUUUUCUCUGCCCCUCCAUUUUUUAGUUUGCAUUUUUUUUCUACUAAUUAAUCAAAAAUCGAUUUGACCAGUGAUUGAUUGAUCGACGAUGACGAAGAGAGAUCAAAUAUGUUGUUGUUCCUGAUUGUAAAUACUGAGGACAACUCAAGAUUCUCUUUUUUUCUCUAUUAAUAUCGAUAUUAUGAAUUUAUUAUUUAAUUAAUUAAAACAACAGACAUACAUCACUUACACACAACAUUGACCCCUAUGUAUUACAUCUGGAAACAACUUUUAUU
This is a messenger RNA of Dermatophagoides pteronyssinus (European house dust mite), 2450 nucleotides long. It is a transcript of the gene lqf, whose product is annotated as epsin homolog lqf. Gene Ontology annotation, cellular component: endosome; plasma membrane; clathrin vesicle coat. Gene Ontology annotation, molecular function: clathrin binding; phospholipid binding. Lineage: Eukaryota; Metazoa; Arthropoda; Arachnida; Sarcoptiformes; Pyroglyphidae. Gene Ontology annotation, biological process: endocytosis. The record is from RefSeq and is a predicted model, not a curated record.